AUGGCGUCUAGCAAUCCACAACUCACAAAAUGGACAAACACAAACAUUGAACAGCAGAGUCACAAACAAGACCAAAAUCUAGAAACAUUUGCUCUCUUAUGGCUCGAUCAGAAUGUGAAUGAAAGCAAAGAGAACUUAGAAACACAAAUACAAUUGCGGAGAACAAUCAACUGUUUAAUGACGUUUGAAAGUAGCAAUGAAUGUGAAGAACAUGUUGGACAGAGCAAAGAUGAAAAGAUUGUUCUAAUUGUUUCUGGUCGAUUAGGCAGAGAGAUUGUCCCUAGAGUUCACGAUUUACACCAGUUAAGUGCCAUUUACGUUUACUGUAUGGACAAAAGAACGAAUGAAAUAUGGGCAAAACCUUAUAAAAAGCUCAUAAAAGAAUCGUCCAACACAAAUAUUCGUCGAUUAUACCGAGGUCAAGUGAUAUCAAAAGAUGAACUUGAUCGCAUUCGCUCAAGUAUUGGUGAAUUCAUCUCGAUCACCUCCUUUCUAUCCACAACUCGUAGCCAGAUGAAGGCACUUCGAUUUGCUCAAAGUGCUCAGUGUGAAGAUCUUGAAUGUGUUCUCUUCACAAUUAAAGUCAAGAGUCGAAUAAAAGCAAAACCGUUUGCCGAUAUUUCCCGGUUGAGUUAUUUCCCUGGUGAAGAAGAAAUCUUGCUUAUGCUCGGUUCGAUCUUUCGACUUGAAAGUGUCCACUACGACAAAGAACAGCAGAUCUGGAUGGCUGAUUUAGAUUUAUGCAACGAAGAUGACCAUGAUUUGAAACAAGUGUUUGGGUAUAUGAAGAAAGAAAUGGAGAGUGAAACUACUCUCAUUUCACUUGGAAAUUUGUUCCGUCAGAUGGGUGAAUUGGACAAGGCCGAAAAAUAUUAUAAACGAUUGUUAAAUGAGCUGGUAGUGGAUGAUUCUGGUAUUGCUUCGUGUUAUAUAGGACUGGGUAAUGUACACGGGGACAAAGGUGAAUAUGAUUUAGCUUUGAUGAAUUAUGAAAAAGCAUUGAAAAUCAAACUAAAAGCUCUUCCACCCGAUCACCCUUCACUCGCCUUAACAUAUGGUAAUAUGGGUAUUGUACUCCAGGAGAAAGGUGAAUAUGAUUUAGCUUUGAUGAAUUAUGACAAAGCAUUGAAAAUCCAAUUAAAAGCUCUUCCACCCGAUCACCCUGAUAUCGCCUCAACAUAUGGUAAUAUGGGUAUUGUACAUAAGAACAAAGGUGAAUAUGAUUUAGCUUUGAUGAAUUAUGACAAAGCAUUGAAAAUCCAAUUAAAAGCUCUUCCACCCGAUCACCCUGAUAUCGCCUUAACAUAUGGUAAUAUGGGUAUUGUACUCCAGGAGAAAGGUGAAUAUGAUUUAGCUUUGAUGAAUUAUGACAAAGCAUUGAAAAUCCAAUUAAAAGCUCUUCCACCCGAUCACCCUGAUAUCGCCUUAACAUAUAACAAUAUGGGUAAUGUACACCAGAAGAAAGGUGAAUAUGAUUUAGCUUGA
Molecule: messenger RNA, 1485 nt
Organism: Didymodactylos carnosus
Lineage: Eukaryota; Metazoa; Rotifera; Eurotatoria; Philodinida; Philodinidae
Source: the annotation of a GenBank genome assembly